ACAUUGCAAAGAAUAGUGAAGUCGUAGCUAACAUGAUGAUGAAAUUACUGAGCAUAACAGCUGGCGUGGUGUUGGUGAUGUGCAUCAUACAACUGGGUAAGUCUAUACAAAUAGUCGUAUUCUAUACGCUUAUCCAAUGUUUUCACAAACCGAACAUCCACUAAAAGAAAUUACUCUCUCUCACUCUCCCCCUCAUUCUCUCUCACACACAGGCUCACUCCCUCACUCUCUCUCCCCCAUUCUCUCUCUCCUUUUUUUCUCUCUAUAGCAGUCUCUUUUCUUAAAGUUGUAUUUUAUUAAGGGUAACCACUUUGCACUCCUUGCUUUCAUUUAAUUCUGUUUUACUUCCCCUGAUUCUAUCACAUCUUAGUUUAAGUUCAACGUAAUCUCUUCAAGCUAGAUGCCAAACUCUAAAUUUAAUAUAAUUCAACUUUCAGGAAAUGACGCUGACGCUCAGCCAGCUGGGAAGCCUGGAGGUCCAGGGGGACCCGGGCACCCUGGGAGACCCGGGGGCCCUGGGAGACCUGGAGGCAAUGAAUGUAACCGACCCUGUACUCUUGAACGGGUCCCAGUCUGUGGCAGUGACGCUAAAACCUACUCCAAUGGUUGCGCACUCAAUGCCCAAAACUGUGGCAAGCAGGCGAACGCGAAGAUAACUCAGGCGUACACGGGCGAAUGUAGGGGGCGACCCAAAGGGGGUCGUCGAGAUUAACCAACAGUGUUGUUGUCAAUCAUGAACGACAGUCGAGAGCAUAACAAUGAAUGAAUCAUUGUAGAGUUGUAGUUUUAUCAUAAUUGGUAUCAAGAAAUAAGUAGAAUACUUGAAUUAUUAAGAAAAUAUUUACAAAAAAAUACAAAAUUUUUAAAACUUUGUUGUUAGAAUUAUUUGAUUCCAUGUACACUUGAAAACUUGGCUAAUACACGUGCUGUUGUUUUUUUUUUUUUUUUUUGUUGUUGUUUUUUAGUUUUAUUUGAGAAGUUGAUUGCUUGGUUUUUUUUUAACUUCCAAGUCGCGUACUUUUCUGGACUUUCUUUUUAAAAUAUCAUUUUUCCAGAUUCAUUUUCUUUUAAAUAAUGAUCUAAUUAGACAAUCCCGUAUGAAUACGAGUGACACAAUCACAAUCAGGUUUAUGAUAAUGCAUGCAAGGCAUAGAAUUAGAAGGCGUGCCAUGGGAAAGGUUUUUAAAAAUUAUAAUUGUAUGUUGACUUUUCAAUAAAUUAUUGAAAUUAUAUGUUAUAAACU
Messenger RNA from Lymnaea stagnalis (great pond snail), 1243 nucleotides. NCBI's taxonomy places the organism in Eukaryota, Metazoa, Mollusca, Gastropoda, Lymnaeidae. The record is from the annotation of a GenBank genome assembly.